AUGUCCUUGGCCAAAUCUAACACCGUUCGAUGGGUCGAAAUUGGGGAAUGGGUCGAGCAAUGUCUAAAUAGGACUGAUUGGCUAUAUGUCGCUCCAGGCAUUUUUGAUACUCCAGACCAUCUGAUAACAAAAGUGUUAAUCCAAAUUGACCUGCCGGUCGUUCGUUCCCUCUGUCAACCAUCUGUUUCUCUAUGCUCUCUACAAACUGAUUUUUUCCCAUGGCUUUCUUCAAUUCCUGACACCCUAUGGUCUCAGGGAAAAAACGAUUUUGGCAGGAUCACAAAUUGUGAACCUCUGGUUGUUUUUCCGAAAUCAUCCUUCCGUCCUCGCCGUGCGCAAUAUCCUCUUUCUCCCGAGGCCGAACUGGGAAUUGCAGCUGUGCAUAAAGAGCUUGUUGAAAAGGGGGCUAUAAUUCCUAUCAAAUAUUCUCCUGUAAACUCUCCUAUUCUACCAGUAAAGAAAGCUGAUGGCUCUUGGCGCUUUGUCCAAGAUCUCAGACAAGUUAAUUCUGCUAUUUUUCCUAGGGCACCGAUUGUCCCUAAUCCUUCCACUAUACUUUCUACAAUUCCUGCAACAGCUCGUUAUUUCUCAGUAAUUGACUUAGCAAAUGCUUUCUUUCCUAUUCCUGUACAUCCUGAUUCUCAGUUUUGGUUUGCUUUUACUUUUCAAAACCGCCGUUGGACAUGGACCGUUAUGCCACAAGGUUAUACAGAGGCUCCUUGUGUAUAUGGCCAAGCGCUUGCUCAGAACCUGGAAGGCUUCUGGCCUGACAGGGAAAGUGCAUUGAUACAGUACGUCGACGAUUUAUUACUCUGUAGCGAAACAGAGAAAGCAUGCACACAAGAUACAGAAUCACUGCUCAAGUAUCUUGCUGAAAAUGGGCACAAGGUCUCUAAGGCCAAACUGCAGUUAGUUCAGACCACUGUCAAAUACUUGGGUCAUGACAUCACGUGUGGUACCAGAGCUCUGUCAAAAGACCGCAUAACCACCAUCCAAAACUUGCCCAGACCGAUCACAAAACAACAGGUUAUGUCUGUAUUGGGCAUUUUAGGUUAUUGUCGACAAUGGAUUUUAAAUUUCUCUGAAAGAGCACAGCCUUUACAAAAUCUAGCUAACACUGCUGACCUUCCUCUUUCUGGUCGCAUACAGUGGAAUGAGCAGGCUGAUAAGGCUCUUAGUGAUUUAAAGAGCGCACUGAUUUCUGCCCCAGCUUUGGGUCUCCCUGACUAUUCUCGUCCAUUCACUUUGUUCGUGGACGAAAAGGGGGGAUACAUGAAUGCAGUUCUAACACAAUUGCACGGGGACAAACAAAGGCCAAUAGCCUAUUUUUCGAAAAAAUUGGAUCCAGUGGCUACAGGACUUCCAACUUGUCUCAGAGCAGUAGCAGCCACAACAGAAGCUGUGCUAGCCAGUACAGAUAUAGUGCUCAUGAGCCCCCUAACAGUAAAGGUGCCUCACGCCGUACACUCCAUUUUAGUACAGGCUAAAACCUCACAUCUCACUACUGCUAGGGCAAUACACUAUCAAAAUGUACUCUGUACCCUGUCAAAUGUCACAAUUGAAAGGUGCACCACCUUAAAUCCAGCUACUCUUCUUCCAACUGAAGAAGAGGGGGAACCCCACAACUGUCAUGACGAAAUAACUAAAGUCUUAAAACCCAGACCAGACCUGCAGGAAACACCCUUAGAAAUUGGGGAGAUAAUUUUUGUGGAUGGAUGUUCCUUACGAUUGGAAAAUGGAACACCCUCAACCAGCUAUGCAGUGGUCAAAGGUGACCACCUGCUGGAAGCAAACCGAAUUUCUUCAAGUUUUAGUGCACAAGCAGCUGAAUUAAUAGCUCUUACCCGAGCUUGUCAGUUGUCAGAAGGAAAAGUCAUAACAAUCUAUACUGAUUCCAGGUAUGCUUUUGGAGUCUGCCAUGAUCAUGGAGCAUUAUGGAAAUUGAGGGGAUUUAAGACCAGUACUGGCAAACCUAUCCAACACCAAAAAUUAGUAGAAUCCCUCUUAGAAGCCAUAACCAAACCAUCAAAACUGGCAAUAGUGAAAUGCCAGGCCCAUACUGGGAAACAGGACCCUGUCAGCAAAGGAAACGAAUUAGCUGAUCACUUUGCUAAACAGGCUGCUUAUAAUAACACACCAAUCUCUUUAUUUUUACAGAAAGAUGACAAAGACCCCGAUAAUCAAAUUAUCUCUUUACAGAGCGCAGCCACGGACAGAGAAAAGAGAAAAUGGUUCAAAGAAGGAUCCCUCUCUGAUGGGGUCUGGACCCAUAAGCAAAAUAACAAACCUUUCCUCCCAAAGGCUUCUUUUCCAGGUAUGGCAAAAGUCGCACAUGGCCUGGACCACGCUGGAAAGGAUGCAAUGGUUCAAGAUGUCGAGAGACAUUGGGAAGCUGUAGGCUUCUCUACAUAUGCAGAGCAAUUCUGCAGACGCUGUGCAUUAUGUCAAAAAUUUAAUGUAGGAAAGGGUACCCAGGUAAGUCCCGCCGUCACACCUAACCCAAUGGGUCCAUUCGAACAUCUCCAAAUGGACUUCAUUGAACUGACACCAUCAAAAGGGUACCGAUACUGUUUGGUAAUUGUUGAUGUGUUCUCCCGAUGGGUGGAAGCUUUCCCUUCCAAGCAUGCAGAUGCCAAAACUGUGGCAAAAGCCUUAAUAAAAGAAAUCAUUCCAAGAUGGGGAAUACCACAAAAAUUGCAGACUGAUAAUGGUAGUCAUUUUGUGAACUCUGUAAUAAAUGAAUUGACCACUUGGCUCCAGAUAAAUGUACAUCAUUACUGCAAGUACCAUCCCCAAAGUGGAGGUAUUGUAGAGAGGUGCAACGGCACCCUAAAAUCUAAAUUGGCAAAAAUCUGUGAGCAGACAAAUUUAACCUGGCCAGAUGCUUUACCCCUGGCCUUGAUGGGAUUAAGAGGGAGGACACACCGACAAUUAGGGCUGUCGCCAUUCGAAAUUCUGACCGGACGGCCCAUGCCUGUUGGCAUGGUCAUUGGUAAUGUCAAUCUGCAUACUGUGGACAAUGAUCUUCUCUCCAGUCUUACAGGUCUCCGAGCCUCCCUGAAGGAAGUCCACGAGCAGGUUAAUGAGGCCUGGAGAACCAGUCCUCCAUCAAAGGACUCCCUGAUUCCUCUGGGAACCUGGAUCCUGGUUAGAGAUACUCGAAGGAAGCACUGGCAUCAGCCUCGUUGGAGGGGACCAUUCCAAGUGCUGCUAUCUACACCACAUGCAGUUAAGGUCGAAGGACUGCCUGCCUGGAUACACACCUCACAUUGCAAGAAAUGGCACUCUUGACUCUAUUACUGAUUCAUCUCACCUUCCCGUUAACAUCUACCCUGGUUACCUUGACUUUUCCCCUUGGAAUCACCACCUCAAUCCAGGUUGAUUUUUGCUC
Molecule: messenger RNA, 3391 nt
Organism: Erpetoichthys calabaricus (reedfish)
Lineage: Eukaryota; Metazoa; Chordata; Cladistia; Polypteriformes; Polypteridae
Product: protein NYNRIN-like
Exons: 1
Coding region: 1-3291 (1096 amino acids)
Biological process (GO): DNA integration
Molecular function (GO): RNA-DNA hybrid ribonuclease activity; nucleic acid binding
Source: RefSeq, a predicted model, not a curated record